AAAAAGAAACUCCGUUCUUUGGAUCCAAAAGAAAGAGCUCAAUGGUUAUGGGCUAAUAUCGAAAAUUUAGAUGUCUUUCUACAAGAUGUUUAUAUCUAUUAUCUUGGUAAUGGAUUUUAUUCAAUAAUUUUAUCAAAAUUAAUAGAUCUAUUGACUUUAGUCUUCAUCUUUACAAUCUCAAUCUAUUUAACUUCUUGUAUCAAUUAUUCUAAUAUCUCAAAUUCUCAUAAUAAAUUAUCAAAUAUUCAGGUUGAUAAGUGCUAUUCCAAUUUAAAUUUUUUCAAAAAGAUUUUAGUAUAUUUUUUUUCAUUUUUUUUAGUUACAAGAUUAUUCCAAUUUUUCUUCAUAGAUCUUAAAAAGUUAAAUGAACUAAAUUGCUUUUAUAAACAUUUAUUAUUAAUUAAUGAAGAUGAAUUACAAACCAUCUCUUGGCAAUUAAUAGUUAAAAAAAUUAUCCUAUUAAAAAAUCAAAACGCUAUAAUUUCAAACGUUUCAGACUCAAAGGCAAAAUCAAGAUUAGAUGCUCAUGAUAUAGCAAAUAGAAUAAUGAGAAAAGAAAAUUAUUUGAUUGCUUUAUAUAAUAAAAAUAUAUUAGAUUUAAAAUUACCCUUGUUCAAAUAUUUAAAUUUAAAUGAUACUAAUAGUAUACUAACAAAAACUUUAGAAUGGAAUAUAUCUUUGUGUCUCUUUGGUUUUGUUUUUAAUGAAAAAGGACAAUUAAGAUCAAAUUUUUUAAAAGAAUCUCAUAAAUCAAUACUAUCAGAUCAAUUGAAAAAAAGAUUUCUCUUGGCGGGGUUUUUAAAUCUUUUUUUCUCUCCCUUGCUUGUUCUUUACUUUCUUUUAUUAUACUUUUUUAGAUAUUUUAAUGAAUAUAAAUCAAAUCCAAGUUUAAUUAGCUCUAGACAGUAUACCCCUUAUUCUGAAUGGAAAUUAAGAGAAUUUAAUGAACUAUAUCAUCUAUUUCAAAGAAGAUUAAACUUAAGUGUUCCAGAAGCCACCAAAUAUAUUGAUCAAUUUCCAAAAGAUAAAACAAACCAAUUUAUGAAAUUUGUUUCUUUUGUUUCGGGUUCAUUUGCUGCUAUUUUAGGUAUCUUGGCAAUUUUUGAUCCUGAAUUAGGUAUUAAUUUUGAAAUUACUGAGGGAAGAACAGCUUUGUUUUAUAUUGGGGUUUUUGGUACUAUUUGGGCUAUUUCUCAUAAUUCAAUUCCAGAAGAUACCAUAGUAUUUGAUCCAGAAGCUAGUUUAAGAUAUGUUGCUCAGUUCACACAUCAUCUUCCAAAGGAAUGGGAUCAUAGAUUUCAUACAAAUGAAGUUAAAGCUGAAUUUUCCUCUUUAUUUGAGAUGAAAAUUGUUUUAUUAAUAAAAGAGCUUACUAGUAUAAUAUUAACUCCUUUCAUAUUAAUGUUUGCAUUAACAAAAUCAACAGAUAAAAUUAUCGAUUUUUUUAGAGAAUUUUCAGUUCAUAUAAAUGGCUUGGGUUACAUUUGUACUUUUGCAAUGUUUGAUUUUGAUAAGGAAAAAAAUCUGGCAACUGAUCCGAAA
This is a messenger RNA of Ascoidea rubescens DSM 1968, 1542 nucleotides long. RefSeq names its product autophagy protein ATG9 (gene ATG9). The transcript has a single exon. Gene Ontology annotation, cellular component: phagophore assembly site; autophagosome. The record is from RefSeq and is a predicted model, not a curated record. The annotation marks the transcript as partial. Gene Ontology annotation, biological process: protein localization to phagophore assembly site; autophagy of mitochondrion. NCBI's taxonomy places the organism in Eukaryota, Fungi, Ascomycota, Saccharomycetes, Ascoideales, Ascoideaceae.